CGGCAGGACGCGCCGCGCGCACGCGCACUGGGGCCUCCGCCAUGGCGACAGUGCUGUCCAGGGCGCUCAAGCUCCCGGGAAAGAAGAGCCCAGACCUUGGGGAGUACGAUCCCCUCACCCAGGCUGACAGCGAUGAGAGCGAAGAUGAUCUUGUGCUUAACUUGCAGCAGAAGAAUGGAGGGGUCAAAAAUGGGAAGAGUCCUCUGGGAGAAGCGCCAGAGCCUGACUCCGAUGCAGAGGUUGCCGGGCCUGCAAAGCCACAUCUCUCUGAAGUCACCACAGAGGGGUACCCCUCAGAACCCCUCGGGGCCCUGGAGCAGAAGGCAACCUCCUCUCUCGCGUCCUACGUGCGCACAUCUGUCUUCUUGCUAACGUUGGGGAUCUCAAUGAUCCUGGUGCUCCUCUGUGCUUUCCUCAUCCCCUGUCCCCCCAGAGACCUGCACAGCACUUGGAGCCGCCGCUUGGGCUCCCAGCGAGGUGGAGACCUGUCUCCGCUGGAAUUGGCUGACGUGAAUGGAGACGGCCUGCGGGAUGUGCUUCUUUCCUUUGUGACAUCAAGGAACGGGAGCUCAGCAGGUGGCUCAAGACCAGCUGCUGAUCUUGUGUGCCUCUCGGGGAUGAAUGGCAGCACGCUGUGGUCUAGUCCCCUCCCAGAAGAGGUCCAAGAUGUCACAUGUUUGGAUCUGAUGCCAGGCAGCGUGGCUGAAGUCAUCUGUCUUGUGACUGGGACACACAAGAUGCUCAGCGCAUUCAAUGCAACAUCAGGGAAAGCCAUGUGGACGCUCAGCCCAAACUCCCUGUCCAACGGCACCUUAGCUGCCCCUGCAGUGGUGCUGCCUGACUUGGAUGAGGAUGGCGUUAGAGAUCUGGCAGUUCUGGCCAUUGGUGAAACACAGCCAGACGUGUACUUUCUGCUGGUGUCUGGCCAGACAGGGAGCCCAGUGGGCCGACCCGUGAAGUACAGCAUCGUGGGAGUGGGGAAUCUGAUUGGUCCUCAGGUGCACAUCACGGCCAGUGGGGCUGUCUACAUCCUGUUUGGCUUUGGAAAUAUACAGGCUGUCGCCCUGCGGGACAUUUUUGUUCAGGCCCAAAAUCGAGACAGCUCACCACCUUCUCUGCAGAUAGAAGAGCCAGAAUGGGAGAAGCGGAGAUCCAUCAACCUGUCUGAGCUCAUUGACAUAUACAGUGAUGGUGUUGAGCUACUCCAGAUGGUGAAGAUGCCUGAUUCCAACUGCAGCAACCUCCUGAUUACAACCAGACAAGGUCUGGUUUUGCUUCGAGGGCAGAACCUUACACCUUACUGGACGUUGAGUCUCCCAGGCCUGCGCAGCCAGCCUACUCCUGGGUAUUUCACCGAUGAUCAGACAUUAGACUUCCUUCUGCAGACACAGGAAGUAGUUGGGAUGAAAAAGAUGAUGGUGGUGGACGGUGACUCUGGCUCUAUCAUUUGGAGUUACAGUGCUCCAUGUCACAUGAAAGAAACCCUGACCACCUCAGCAGUUACUUCAGACCGGAAGUCCGUCUUUCUGUUUUGGGCAGAAGGGCUGUCAGCUGCACCUCCCAAUUCUGAUGUCAUCCUAGCGGCUGAUCCACCCAGCCUUUACCACCUUUACCUCCUGCAUCCAACCUUCCCCUCCAUCCUGCUGGACCUGUCCAAUGCCACAGGCACAGUGACGGCCUCAAAGGUUGGAAUCAAUGACCUCUGGAAAGAUGCCUUUUAUGUCACCAGGACAACGGGGCCAAGCCCCGAAGGGCAUCCUGCACCCGUGGUGGUCAGCAAGCUGAGCCUUCGGUGGGCACUGAUGGAGAGCCAGAUGGUCCAGCUGAAGGAGACCACCCCCAAAAUCGGCAGGGGAGAGCUGCGAAGAUUCCUCUCUAGGAUAAAGUUUGUUGAUUCUCCCUAUCAGGUUUAAUGGAAUCUUCAGUUUCAGAAGUAAUCAAGAGUGGGUCCCUUCUCUCUGCUGUCAGUGUAAAAGCAAUUCCUUGGGGAGAGGAAGACUUCGGCCUUGUCUAAGCACUUCCACAUGACUGAUCUUUGCACUUUGGAAGGCUGUUGGAGCUGCGAUAACGCAUGACCUGCUUGGCUGGGGUAUCACACCACCUUUCCAGUUCCCGCAUUAACCCUCUCUAGGAACUCUAUGUGGAUAGUUUGGAAAUGUGAAUCUUCUAGGUGUUUUUGUUUUGUACAUAUAAUUUAUAAACUGUUGCUGGGAAAUCCAGUAAAGCCUAUAACUAGGACAUAUUUUGUUUUGCAUUAUGCUGCGUGUAUAUAUUUUUCGGUGUUGUGGUGAGAUUAUUUCCAGACAUGCCCUAAGCUUCAGGGAUCCCAUUUCUUGUCCUCUGGAAAAACAUGUGGUUUGGUCACCUUGAGACUUGCAGAUGGCCUCCCUGUUUCUGAGGGUCACCCAUCUCUCUCCUCCCGUACCAUGGCAACAUCUGAGCUGUAGACAGCAGAGAAAGAGAUUGCCAGGGGAGGACAGAGGUGUCCAUCUAGCGUUUUCAUCUCUUCUUUCCCCAGACAUCCUAUCUUUAAGUGGCCAUGAGAAUAGGCAUGUUCCUAUCAGAAGGGGAGCGAGAGAAGAGUUUCAGUGGCUCACCUCUACCCAGGUCCAUGUGUUGUGUUUUUGUUGGCUGUGCCAGUCAUGACCUCUGUCCCUGCAGCAAUGUCAGAAGGGCACGAGUGCAUGCUGUCUGCAUCUCAGGGGGCUGGAGUCAGGGCCCAGGAAGCGCAUGCCCUUUCCAUCCUCCUUGCCUCCUCUUACCUUGCUUUCUCCUUUAUUCAGGGAUUUGUUUCUGGACUAUUUUGCUACUUGAGUCCAGUAUGCAACCAUUUUGCCCUCCAUGUUCCCUUACAGAGCCUUUGAAGCUUGUAUUUUGAGAAGAUUCUUAUGUAAAUACUAUAAAUUUUAUAAGUGAUUAAGUUCUUUAGAAUUAUUUCCAGCACUUACUUUCCCCAUUCUUCUAUAUAAAUUUGUUACUUCUAGGUCAUUGUCUAUAUAGCAGAAAAUCCAGUGGUAGCUGAUGAAAAAAAAACCCUGCUUUUCUGCUUGAGUAAUUUUGAUAGACCAUCCCUGAGUGAAAAUCAGGUUUUGUACCUUCUUGGUCUACUUUCUUUUUAGCUUGUUUUAGUCAAGAGAGUCCAGAACAUGAUGGAUUCAAGAUUUCAAGGGAUAUUUAUUAAUUGCCCACUGACAGGUGUUAGCAGGGGAUUAGUAGCAAUAGAUGCAAGUAGAUAUAUUGUUUGGCUUGCAGAUUGUCUGGCUAUGGAUUGGCCUUAGUGGGUUUCUGGGUACCUCUACCUUAAGACCAUGAAAGUGUAUUUGCUUUCAACACUUCUUAAGUUGUGGGUGGGUUCAGCUUGACUUUAGUAGAACAGUUAAGAGAAUACCCUUAGUAUGGGUAUCUUCACUUUAGAUUCUUUUCCAGGCAUUUGAAUCUACUUGGGUAUAAGGGUCUGGGAUCACAGUGAUGGCAGACCUUUGAGAGCUUUUAGUAAUAACAAACAGCCUGCUGUGGCAUGCAUGGCAUAAGUUUGCCAACACUGGCCUAGGAUAUAGUUCUCAGGACUAAUGUGUAGUGGACCGAAGCCCCAGACUGGUAAUGGUCCUAUGGCUUGGCUGAGCCAUCCAGGCAUAACCUGUUCUCUACCAUGUUGAGGCUUUCUGGGAAACCAGCCAGCACAGACAGGAAGAAAAUGCAAGUUGUUUAUUGAAAAUCUGCUUGGCUGGGAUUUGUUUGGACGGAGGACUAUGUGUGUAUGCAAGUUAAGUCUCAGACACAGGUAAGAGGAAUCUAGAAAAUAGUGCAACUGAAUUCUAUCUCUUAAAAACUCCAUUGUGUAAGUUUGAAGCCCUCCUUGCUAAACACAAUGAAAGCUCUAGUUUUACUUCCUCUUGAAGCUAGUACAGAAGGAUAUAAGGGCUGCUGAAGAUCGAGGGAGAUUCACCUGAGUGAUGCGGGUGCUGGUCUCUUGUCCAGUGUGCCCGUGAACCACCCGCUCCUUGCAGGCAGCUACUCAGCCCAGAUAUCCAAGACAGGAAGCGCUCCUUUCUCUUCCCACCCCAAACUCAGGCUUUCCAGCACAGCCAGCUGGACCACUACUUAGUGGCAGUAAUGACUUCUAGAAAUGCAAGGGCUUUCUCCUGUCGAUCUCCAUUUCCUUCCCUUGCAAACCCUCCCCUCUGUACUAGGCAGGAUCCUCACUAGCCCCCAAAUGUGUGGCAUGGUUCUCCCAACUAACCUCAUGAAUGUGAAUUGCUGUCCUUAUUGCCCACAUGAAAGGAGAGCCAGCUGGUCUGUUGUCCGAAAGUACUAUUUAAAAUGUGAACUGUUAUAGAACAAAUAAAUACCGUGUACCGGAAUGUA
Messenger RNA from Chinchilla lanigera (long-tailed chinchilla), 4365 nucleotides. RefSeq names its product KIAA1467 ortholog (gene Fam234b). The record is from RefSeq and is a predicted model, not a curated record. Gene Ontology annotation, molecular function: protein binding. Bases 42 to 1913 code for a protein of 623 amino acids. The transcript is spliced from 13 exons. Lineage: Eukaryota; Metazoa; Chordata; Mammalia; Rodentia; Chinchillidae.